Messenger RNA from Penaeus vannamei (Pacific white shrimp), 10729 nucleotides. The record is from RefSeq and is a predicted model, not a curated record. NCBI's taxonomy places the organism in Eukaryota, Metazoa, Arthropoda, Malacostraca, Decapoda, Penaeidae.
CAUGUUGUUGCCGGAAAUUCCAGGAUGUUGUACCUUGACUGCUCCACUUUACUAUAAACCCAUGAAGCUUUAAAGGUGAUAGCUAGAAGGCAUAAUUAAAGGUGGAGAUGGUGGGUGUGAGCGUAGUGCAGGUGGCGAAUGGGGUUCGUCACACACCCCUCCCACCUCUCACGCACGAGUUACAGCUCAGCCAUGAAGAUCACACAAAGGAGCUGGACACAUCCUCCCCCCCACAUAAAGUGUUGGGGGGUUUUGUUGGAGGGGGGCAGCUGGCUUGGCGUGCCUGCGGUCCCACUUUGGAGGUCAUUGAGCCUACGACAGGAAGGAGAAAAGCUGCCUGGACAUUUGGUGCCAUCAUGCACAAUGCUGAUGCCAGGGUAACAAGUGUGGCUGGUGUUGGGCUUGGGACAAUUUCCCAAGUUGCAGUUGGUGUGGACCUUGGUGCAGACCGCAGACCUCAGGGAAUGGUUGCGCUUUUAUCUCUCCACUCAUCACGUGUAACUAGAGUAUUUCAUUUCACUUACAAGGUAACCAGUGUGUGUAUGGUGUCCGGUGGAGAAGUGAGUGUGGAUCCGGGCACCUUAUCAGCAGAGUUGCGUCCAUGGCGAGGUCUGUUGGUCGUUGGAACUGCGCAUGGCACGCUUCAUCUAGUUGACUUAGCAUUAGACCUAGGAGGUCAUAAGGUUUUGUCUGAUGAGGUCUCUCCAGGAACUUUGGUGAAUAUAACCAUACCAGAUGGCCAAGCAGAGAGUUCUCGGUUUAGUGCAGUUAUGCAGAAUUGCCAUCCAACUGUGUGUUUAAGUGAUGGCAUGAGUCACAAUGGCCGCUUCCAGCUCAUAGGACCUGACGACAAUGUGCUCUUUGAGACAGCAAGUCACUGUGUGGUAGUUACUGCCAUGUCCUUCAUCCCGCAGCUUGCCUCCCUUGUUAUAGGAUAUAAUUUUGGGGCUUUCCAGAUAAUCAACCUGUCAACAUUAACCAUAGAUUGUGCGAGUCCCUAUGAAGACAACAUGCCUCCAGUACAUUCUUUUGCCUGCCAAGAACCAGAGAAUGACCCCAAAAAUUUUGUUUACCUUUGGCUCUGUCGGAGUUGGGGUCCAUCUGAUGAUUCUGAAAGUAAGGAUGAAAGGCCUGCUAGGAGGAACAAAGCCCCAGCACUGUGCACCAUGUAUACCAUGACUUACGACAACAAAGUAUGGAUAGAAGGGCAUGGAUUGUGGUAUCAAGGCCUUGCAUCUAUUUCUCCGAGGUUCGAGUUUGAUGCCAUUGGAGGUCUGGGUCUGAAGGGCCAGCCAGCCCAACCCAGCACAGUGUUCACUGCCAUGACAGUGCGGCAGACAACCCACAAUUCAGCUGUGGCACCAGGGGGAUCUUCAGCUGCUUCGGCACUUGCUACUCCUGAUGAAGAUGCUGGACCAGCACCCGAACAAAGCUUGUCAAUGUUUGGGUGGGUAGGAGGCGUCCUGGAGCGGGGGUGUAUUACUGUUAAUCACUAUCUGGCCAUCUUCGACAUUAACCAGUGGUAUCAGGCUCAAAUGCCCUCUAAUUUGAAGCUAGAUGAGGCUUUGCUGUGCCCAUACAUGAGUUUCCAUGUGUUGGACAGAGUACCUGCAGGAGCUAAUGAGUUUGUCCUUGGAGCAGCCCCCAAGCCAGCGUCAUGGACAAGACACAUGUCACGCACUUGUAAUGACAGUGACUGGUUCCCUGCUGCCCUCUCAUAUGAUGCCCAUGUGUUAACUAGUCAAGGUCUAAUGGAAUAUCGAUGCCAGAGUGCUCAGCAGGCAUCCCUAACCUACCUUACAUCGUGUGGGCCCUCUGCAGUGGUGAGCCCAGGAGAGGCCCAUGCAAUGUGCACCUUUUCUGGCCUUAUUCCUCAAGAGAACCAUCUGACAACUACAGGCUCUUCUAUGGUUUUGGAGCGUGAAGCCCUUCUGAAUGUGGCUCUGGACCAGCAGUUGGUGUCCCUUUUGGUUCAGUGUGUUGCAGAAUUUGCCGAGGGUCGCUUUACUAACCUUGGAUGCUCCCUACCAUCUUUAUUAGACUGGGCUUGGUCGAGAGUGUGUGCCAUCAAGGCUACCAAUGACAACCUUAGUCUACCCUUGUUUGACCCAGACUGUGGAGUCAUUAGUGCAGAGAGCAUUACCACUCUUCACCAGAAUCUCAACAGUUUGGCCUCUCUCACCACCGUUGUUACUGCCAUAAGGGACUGUGCCAAAACUAAUAUGAUAACCAUGAAAGGUGCUGGUGAGCUUGAGAGUCGUGUCCAGGUUGUGAGUCUCUUGAUGCUACAUUUGAGUGUCGUCCUGUGGUUUUAUCACUGUGGCCUACUUUCCCAUAGUCCCACAGAAGACAUUGAAGAGUGUCAUGUACCCUUCCCUGCUGAUCUCUUGUGUCGGAUAUACAAGAACAGACGCUCAGAAAUCAAGCGACUGAGCACCACCCUCAAUGGUGCUGAGAUCCUCAUGAUUGAUGGUUUGUUGGAAGACUUAAAUGGUGGCGGCAGUAUUGGGAAGGCUUGGGAAAAAGAGGGAGGAAGUGGUUUGUACCCUCCACCUUCUCUACAUGCCCUUUUAGCCAUCUUCCUCCUACCAGAUAUCUCCACUACCACCAAGCACCGCAUCGUCCAAUACCUCUUCCUUGAUCUAGCGUCUCUCCUCUCCGAUGGGUACACAAGAGUAGUAGAGGAGUUGGUGAAGUAUCCAUCAAGUUUUUCUCUGUCGCCUUCACACAUCAAGCUUACCCAGGCCUUCUGGUUGCUUGACCACAAAGACUUCCAGGAGGGACUUAACGUGUUACUGGAUCCUCUUGUUAACACUAAUGACAUUACACCCUCACAACACAGAAGAAUUGUUAAAGCUUUCCUCUAUCAGGGUGAACACACAAGGGCACUGACUUAUGCCCAGAUCCGUCAGCCUCCAAAGGUGGACUUGGAUGACAUUCGACUGCAUCUAACCCUCCUCUUAGCCAAUGGCCUGAUCCGAGAAGCCUUCCACUACCAGAGGACUCAUCGGGUUAAGGACAACUCAGAAGAUCUUCUAAAUCAUCUUUUCACAGGUUGUGAACAACUUGGGAAACUGGAGUGUGUGGUUCACCUACCUCUCUCACCCUUGGAAGAGGAUGCACUUGUUUCCUAUCUGAGGACCUCCUCGUAUCCUGCAGCCCAGGAUUAUCUCCUUGUUUAUUAUCUGCAGAGAGCGAGAUACGAUGAAGCUGCAGUUUUGCAAAACAGCUUGCGUGGUGGUCUGGGUACUGCCAAAAAGCGACAGGGAGCAAGGUCAGCACUCAUCCAUGGCUAUCUCACACACUUGCCUGAUGUUGCUAAGAAGCUGUCAUCUGCCAACUUAAGCAACAGAGGACCAACACACACUGUUUACAGUAAACCCCAGCCCCUCUCAGCCCAGAUCCGGCAAGCAGCAUGCAGCCCCAAGACAACUGCAACUAACAUUAAUAAAAUGAUACAGCGAGAACAAGACACGUGGUCAGUAAAUAAGGGCGUGACCACACCCUACACCCCAUUCAGGAGCAAAGCUCAAAGGCGUAGAGGGUAUGGACAGCCUGAAGGCCUUGGGUUCGGGGAUAUCAACUCACCAAAAUUGAGAGAUCCUACCAGGGAGAUAUCCCACACAGUUUUCCCAUCGCGAGUCGAAGCAAGCCAAUUAAGAUACGUUGAUGAUGACGGUGAUAUUGGCCUUUUUAGUCCAACCAUUAAGAGGAGCCGCCAAGAGGUGUCCCUUCUGAAUGACGAUACCUCAAGACUAAUGGAGUCAGUCCUAAGAAAAAAUAUUCAUAGCAGCAUGGAUGUGAAUGCCAGUGUGUCUCAAAACAUUUCCUCUGAUUUGCUGUCCUUACUGCAAACCCCCAAAAUUGCCCGUAAGAGGAAACCACUGAACCGUUCUGUGGGAGAGUCACCUCUUGCGGACACCCCACAGUCCAUACUUAAGGUGCGCCAGAUGGUACAAAGACCCAUGAGUCCAUCAGCAACCAGCGACACUUCCAUCCCAGUGUUCCCGAGAAUUACCAAGAGAGCCAGUAUCUCAGCCAGUGAGGAGGUUGUGACAAGCAAAGUCAACGAUACUAGCAUGACCCCCAAGCAACUACGUUUCCACCUCCCCAAGAUGAGAACAGAAGGAGAGAGCAACAGCAAGGAAGAAGUGCUGGAUAGGGAUGAAGAGGAUGAUCUGACACCCUUGAAACUUGAUGUGGAAGAGGAUGAGGAGCAAGAGGAGAUUGAUGAGGCAGUGGAGAUUGAUGAGGCAGUGGAGAUUGAUGAGGCAGUGGAGGAGGAGGAGGAAGAAGAAGAGGCGAUGGAGCAGGAGGAGGAGGAGGAUGAAGAGGAUGUUGCAGAGGAUGUUGCAGAAGUCGAUGAUGAAAAGGAAGUUGAUGAAGAGGAGGAAAAGAUAGCUGCUGAACAAGAAGUAGCAGAGGAAGAGUCUAUAGACAUGGAGGAGCCAUUUAGGAAGACAGAAGCUGAGGAACAAGAGAUGGAGGAUGUAGAGGUAGAAGAGGAAGAAACAGAUGAAAUGGAAUGCAAUGAGGAAGAGAAAGAAACAAGCAGCGGAAACUGGAUUGCCGUGUCACCUCGUCCAGAAAUCCACAAUAAGAAGCUAAGCCCAGUGAGGCGGAAGUCUACUGGAAUCCCAUCGCCACGGCAACCUCUGCCUGGCUACGUGGCCAAAACAACUCGGGCAGAAGCAAUGUUACCCCAGAGUGUCUUCAAGGAGUGUGCUGAUGCAGAUGAAGUGGAUGCAAGUAGAGCUUCUGAGGAUGAAGUAGAUGUUGAGUAUCCGAGCCGGGAGACAACAGUGAAUGAGGACUUUUAUAGCUUCACGGAAGAGGAUGACUUCAAUGUCUCCGAAAAGUCUGCAAUAUCUUCAGCAGGAGAUGAGGUGACCAAGGAAUCUGAUGCAAUGGCUGAUAGAGUAGAACAAAGGGAACUUGACUCUGAGAAGCCAAGUGAAACAGAUGAGAAAAUAGAAUGCAGCCUUAAUGAACUGCAAAACAAUGGCCGUGGUAUCAUUGAAGUCCAACGGGUAGAAUAUGUAGUAGAAACCUCCAAACAGGAAGUCCAUCAUGAGGAGGUAAAUAAAUCUGUAUUGAUAGAGAAAGAGACGCUCAUCCCAAGAGAACCUGAGACCAAAGAGGAGAAGUUACAGCAGCAACUCAAUGAAUCAGAACAUUUUGGCACUCUACAAUUUUCAGAUUCUGAGAGCGAAGAUGAAUCAACAACAAAAGACCAGCUUCAAGAAGAAGCUAUUACUGUGACCAGACAGGAAUUUGUAUUAGAAGAGAAUGGUGGCAGUGCAGAAAAUGAAGAGGAGAUCAUUGAGAAGCUGUCUGAGGAAGAGGAAGAGAUGAUAGUUGAAGCUCUCUCAGAAGAGGAAGAUCUGAGUCUGGUUCUAGAUACAACAGAGCGAUUCAGCCCUCUGCGAUUUUCAGAUUCUGAAAGUGAAAACGAUGGCUCUGACGGUGAACAGGAGAAAGGAAUUGAUAGAAAUGGAACAGAUAACAAGACUUUUGUAGAAUUAAGUGAAACCAAAGACAAAGAGGAAAUUAAGGUUGACGCUUCCCAGCGACAUCCCGUAAGUGUGCAGGUUUUCAAAACAGAGAUAGUCUCAGAGACAAAAGUCAUCAGGAAGACUGUAGAGUCUCCAUUACCGAAGGAAUCUGUCUUCACAGAGACCAGAUCAGAAACUAUCAGUGUAGAGAACAAUAAUGAAGAAAUUGCAAAAUAUAUUGAAGAGGAUGUAUCAAAGAAGAAUAUAACUGGUACAGAGACAGGAGAACCAAUUGCAAGCAGUGAAGAAGGAGUAUCAUAUACCUCAUCAACAAAUGGAUCAUCAGAACUAAACCACAAAGCCGUAGAAACAAUAUCAUUUUCAGACAUCUCAAAGUCCUCGACUGAGGUGGUGGAAGAUCAGUCAGAAAAAUUGGACAUUCCAUCUGCAGCAGACUCAAUGGACGUGGAUGAAGGACAGAGUGAGGUCAUUCAUCAAGAGAGCAAAGAAGUGGAAGUCCCGGAGAAAGACAUAGACACAGGCAAAAAGGAGAGUGUUGCCGAAAAAAUGGAAGAAGAGAUGGGUACAUCUGUAGUAGAUGGUGUAGUUGGCUCUAAAGUAAGUGUCUUAGUAGAAAAAGAAAAUAUGGAGACAGAUGAAACUGAAGAGAAGGUAAAUGCUGAAGUUGAGUCUCAGCUAGAACAGGAAGCUGUAGAAAGAGCAGAAAUUGGUAGAUUAGAUGUUACACCUCCUGAGGAUUCCAAGGAGGAAAAAACUGUUGAUUUAGAAGAUGGUGCGCCAGCCACUGAUGGUACUGUAAUUAAGUCAGACAUUGUGGAAACUAGAGAUACUCAGGUUAGCAAGAAGAUUGAAGAAAUGAUUCAAGAAGUAGAAAGCAGUCCUUUAGAGGAAAGUUCUAAACUUCCUACUAGACCAGAAACACCAACUAGAAAAGCUGAGGAAGUGCCAGAAACUUCAAGGGUAGCUUCAGUGCGAAGAAGUAGAAGAGUCAGCACAUCAUCACCAGCCACUCCUGCAACCCCAAGAAGAAGUCGAAGGACAAGUGGCAAUACAGCAGAUGAACCAGUGACUCCUGCCCACAAAAGUUUAAGUGAAGUUGCCUUUGAAAGGGUGACAAGGUCAGGAAGAAAGAUUGGACAGGUGCCAACGCCGGUUACAAAGAAGCGGGCCACAUCUCCCACAUCUAACCUUGUCUUGUCAGGGAGGAUGCAGAGAAGAGCCUCAGCAGCAGCAGAGGAAGUGCAGAAAGUGACUCAGAGGCUGGAGUUGUCUACUGAUGAAACUGAGGAGGCACCUGCAGCAGUUCAGGAACCAGAGUCUGUGUCUAUAGCCACUCAUGAUGUCCUGCCAACUCCACCCUCAUCACCUACAACUCCAUCCACAAGGAGACGAAGGAGGCAGAGCUCUGGAGAGGCUGAAGCUUCUGCCACCAAAUCCCCGAGUAGGCGUUCUACCAGACAAAGUGCCUUGGAUGAGUCUUUAGGGACAAUUCAAGAAGAAGCAGAGGUAUCAGAGAGUCUAGAGAUUAUAGCUCCAAAAAGUAAAACCACCCCUAGGAAAUUAGAAGGUACUCCCACCAAAGCAACUCCAACUAAAUCCACACCAACAAGGACACGCAGAAAAUCAGCCAAACAAGCUGCUGGCAUUGAGAGCUUAGAAACAAUUAAAGAGGAUGCAGAACUUUCAACUGGUUUUGUGCCUCUUGUUUUAGAUGAACAGAUAACAGGAACUCCAUCCCGAAGAACUCGUCGCUCACUUGCAGGAGAGACCAGUCGCACGCCUGGCACUCUUACACUUGGAGAGGUUUCAGAGACCACACCUGAAACCAAGACCCCAUCACGUACCAGAAGAAGGUCCAUAUCAAAGGCGUCAGAAGCCACUCCUGAAGUCAAGACUCCUAUGCGUACAAGGCGGCAAUCUGGUGCAUCUGAUGUUUCUGACAUUGCAGUGGAAGCUAAGACACCAACACGAAGGACACGGAAAUCUGUCACAAAGGAAGUGUUAGAAGUCACACCAGAGAAGAAAACUCCUGCAAGGACAAGAAGACAGUCAGUGUCCUCUGAUGUGUCAGAAGCAGCUCAGGAGGUCAAGACACCAACACGCAGGACACGCCAGUCUGUUUCAAAAGAAUUAAUGGAGACUGUCCAAGAAGCCAAAACUCCAGUCCGCACAAGAAGACAGUCUGCUUCAUCUGAAGUGUCAGAGGCUGCUUCAGAAACCCACGUGAAGACACGUGGAAGACGACAGUCGAUAUCAGAGAGCACGACAGAGGUUGUCCCUAAAGCAAAGACUCCCUCACAGAAGAGUCAACAAUCUCAGUCAACCAAAAGCACAAGAAGAAGAACAAUACAGGUUUUGCAAUCUGAAGAAGACUCGGCUUUUGAAGCUGCACACAGAUUGAUCUCUGUCCCAUCUCCAGGAUCAGAAAUAUCACAGAGAUCUCCAGAUAGAAUGUCAACCAGAUCUAGCGUCAAUAGCCCACUAACAAGCAUAAAAGACUCUGAGAGCAGCGAAGAAGAAGAGGUAGGCAGAAAUAGAUCAUCUAAGCAAGCAAGUAAGAGAACAGGGAGAAAGUCUUUGGCAGUUGAGAAGAUAGUGGAUGAAUCGACAGUCAGCAAGCGCAAGAGUCGUCGUCUCACCAGCAGCACACUCCCAACGGCUAUAGUGAGUGAGUUGCCUGAGAAGAUCAAGACUGGCAAGGCAUCUCGAAAGUCAGUUGUGUCGUCAAAGCUUUAUGCUGAUACAGAGACAGGGUUGUCCACGCCCCCAGAAUUUGGUGCUACUCGUCGUGCGCGGACUUCAAAGAAAGGAAGUAUUGCCUCCACUUCAAUAUUGCUCUUGGAGGAUUCAAAAGAAUUACUGGACGAAGAAGAGGAAAUGGUCCUGGAAGGUGGAGGGGAUGUGUUUGAAAGUGUAGAUGAUGAAAUUGCAGAGGCUGAAACAGAAGCCCAAGACAGUCCAGACAUCUCCCUCCUGAUGGAAGCAAGCAACAAGGGCAGAAGGAAGCGUUCCAGGGCCCUUUCUUUACUGUCAGCACCAAAGGAGGGGAAGAAGUUCUCUGCGCUGCCCAAGCGUUCCUUGAAGUCAAUGAGAUUGGCAACCGAUUCUUCCCAGGAUGAGGAAACAAUGGAAACGAUAGUGAAAAAGACGAGGAAAGCUUCCCGAAGGACCAUGGCAGCAGAUGCAACAAUUCUUGAGAUGGACCCAGAGAGGAGGGACAUUGUUGGAGAUAAGGAGGAGGAGGAACAAAAGGUGGAGAAAGUAGAAAAGAAAAGAAGGUCAGUAAAACAGUCUAAAUCGCAGGUAGAAAAGAAGGGAAUGCCAGUAGAUGUGGAUGUAGCAUUAGAGAAGAAACUCGAGGCUGUGCAGGAGAUGGCGGAAGCAACCGAAAGGGAAGCAAAGGCUGAACUUCGGAAAGCAAAAGCCCAAGGAGAAGCCAUGAACAAAGAUACCAAAGAGGAGCAAGUGGCGCAGUUUCACUUUGCAACGCCAAAGCCUGUGAUCAGCUCAAGGAAAGCCAGAGCACUUGAACACCUGAUGGGAGAAGCAGUCGAGUUCUUGUUUUCUCCUCCUUUAGCCGAAGGAAGGAUUGUGAAAACCCAUGCCAAGAUCGAGGAAGCCAGAAGCAGUUCGAGUGAGUCUGAGACAGAAGCAGCUGCUCCAGAGAAGUCGUUCAACCAAUUAUAGUGAACGAGUGCGGAGACUAGUGGAUAGAUUAUCAUGAUUAACAGUGUUAUAUCUCCCCUGGGGAAAAGUGAAUGAUCUUUUGUGGUAUAUGUUGAUCUUUAAGAAAUGAUCAAAACUCACUAACCUCAAAGCUUUAAUGGCUCUUGGGAACUGUGAACAUGAUUAAAGAGAAAAGAGAAAUUGUACACAUAUAUUAAAGGGAACAAUCAGGGUGGUACUGUUUUUACUCUUGAUGUGAAGUUGAGCUGUUCUCCUAAACUAUGGUAAAUGUGUACGUUUAUGCAUGGGAUGUGUAUCUGUGAAGUGUGGUGAUAAUAAUGAUGACUCCUUUUUUUCUUUUUUUUACUUAAAAUGCUAAGAUACUUUCUGUGAUUGACACUGAAAAACAUGUGAAUUUCUUUGUUUCUCUUUAUAUAUUUUUCGUAGCCUUUUUUUUUUUUAUCACAUUUUCAUUGUUUUCCUGUAUAUGAAUUGUUUUCGCUUUUAGUUAUUCUGGAUCAUGUUAUUUUUUACUCGGGUUUAGUGUAAUUCAUAUAAGAAAAUUAAGUCCUUGCCUUCGUUGUUAUAUGUUCAAUGGAUUUAAGUAAGCAACUCUCCUCCAAUUUAGCGACAUCUUCCUGUAAUUUUAACCCAUUUCGAGAUUAAUGUUGAACCAGGCUGUGAUACAAGUUGUUAGGAUAUAAUGUAUAACACUUUCUGCAUAGAGCGAUAAGAGUUAACAAGAUGGAAAACAAAAAAAAAAGGAAGCCCCAAGUUGCACAAACAUUCAGCAGACGUUUAACGAUUUGAUCAGGUAAGGUUGGCGCUAUGAAACAGGCCUAGUCUUAACUAUAGCACGUGUAACAGGCAGCCAUGCUUGGCAACCACAAAUACUACAAUGUCCUCAGUAGUUUGUAAGGUUCGGAUGUAUCUUGAUUUAGUUGACAUGAUUUUUUUCCCCCUGUUCCUUUGGUCUUUUUUCCUCCUCUUUUUUUUUUUUUUUUUUUUUUUUUUUUGAAAGAGUUGCGUCGUAAGUGAAUGUAUGUUGCUGUAUUUUUUCUUUUCUUUUCUUUUUUUUCUUUAUAUUUGUGUGUGUAUGUCAGUGUUAUAUAUAAAACCUUUAUAGCGCAAUGCCAGUCUUACAGUGUUGCGAAGACUAUAUAUUCAUGAAAUAAUAUUCACUGCUGCAGCUCACAUGUAUUUGUUCUGUUGAUCAAAUUGCUCAAGAUUUGGCAUGUUAGCAUUUUAGUUUGUGAUUUUCUUUUUUUCUUCUUCUUCUUUUUUUAUGAAUGAUAACUAUAGAAUCUAUUUUAAUGAUAAUAGACCUUACCAAAUCAAGUCAUCUGCCAGAAUGUAUUAAGAAAAAUAGCAUACAGAAAUGGAGACGAUUCUAGGCUUUUUAUCUUCCUACUUUCGCAAGAUAUUUUGGUGCCAUUUUUUAUAUUUUUUGAAGCUUACUUUUUGUUCUUUGGAUCAGUUUAAUCUGAGUGGAGAAAGGGAUUUUUUAAUUUAAAUGGCUUUUUAUAAAUAAAAUACUGUAAAGAAAA